AUGGUAGAAGAUCGUUUGAAGCAUAAUAGACCUUCAAAAAAUGAAACUUAUGAAAUUAAGGAGUCGACUAAUAAUGAAUCUCACAAUCAUGAGGAGUCGAACGGGGAGGCACACUCCGACCAUAAAGAAGUUAAGAAACCUGAUAACAAAGGAUGUAGUUACAAAUCCUUCACUAGCACCCGUCCUCCUAUUUUCGAGGGGAAGAAUGGGCCUCUAGCAGCUAUGAACUGGUUAGACGAGAUAGAAAGUUGCUUCCUGACUUGUCAUUGUGCAUCUAGUGACAUGGCACAAUUUGCAUCAACUAUGUUUAAGUCAAAUACACUACAUUGGUGGAAAUCAAUUCGUGCCACUAGGGGAUUGGCAAACACUACAUCUCUCUCAUGGGAUGAGUUUAAGGGAUUAACGAGUGAGAGGUAUUUCUCUCCACUCCAGAUGAGGAUAUUAGAAAGUGAGUUUUUACGUUUAGAGCAAGAAAGUAUGACUGUAGAGAAAUAUGUAGAGACUUGUAUAGAGAAAUCUCGAUUUGUUGAACAUCAAGUCGUUCCCGAGAAAAGAAAGGUAGAUCGAUUUGUUGAUGGACUAAAAAGGGACAUUAGGAGAUUGGUGGGAAUGUCAAAACCUAAGACUUUCCAAGAGACGGUUGAACUUGCCACCCUUGCUGAAAAGGAUAGUUAUGUCCCAUAUGCCUUUAAUAAGAUAUUGAAGAAGAAAGCUGUCAACGUUAACGAGUUCAAGAAAACUCGAGUUUCGGAAGAAAAUAUUAGAACUUCGACCGCAUGUGUCACUUGCGGAAAAUUCCAUCAUGGUGAAUGUAGGUAUGGUAAAGGAGUAUGUUAUAGUUGUGGGCAACCUGGUCAUAUGUCAAAAGAAUGCAAAACAAUAUUUACUUAUUAUUCAUGUGGGGCUGUCGGACAUCGCUCCAAUGAGUGUCCCAAAAAUGAUCUUAUGCAACCGAAGUUGCUCGAAGGACCGAACGACAAGAAACCCGAGGUGCCUAAAACCAAAGGACGAGUUUUCCAAAUGAUUGCUGAAGAGGCAUAG
Cynara cardunculus var. scolymus (artichoke) is the source of this 1041-nucleotide messenger RNA. RefSeq lists its product as uncharacterized. NCBI's taxonomy places the organism in Eukaryota, Viridiplantae, Streptophyta, Magnoliopsida, Asterales, Asteraceae. Gene Ontology annotation, molecular function: zinc ion binding; nucleic acid binding. The transcript has a single exon. The record is from RefSeq and is a predicted model, not a curated record. The coding region runs from base 1 to 1041 and encodes 346 amino acids.